CAACAUACCGUCUUUCCUCCCUCCUUCUCCGCCAUUCACAUAGAUGCCAUGACGGAUGUUUCUCUCGGCUAACAUAGGUGUCGUCUCAUUAGCAAGUAGUAACUCCUUGUAUCAUCUCAUCUUCUCGACGUUGAGCAGUACGGCCCCCGCACUGAGCUAUUCACCGAUAAGAGCAGGUGAACUCAUCUCUCGUAGUGAACCCGGCCUCUGAGAGGAAUAUAAAGAGCUGAUAGCUCUUCCCAAGAAAAACAGCCAACACUUGGCUCUUCGUCCACCCGACUCACCUUUCCUGGUCCUUGCUUAACAACAUCCAUCAUGCAACUCACUCUCUUUCUCUCGCUUCUGCCAGUCUUGGCUCUGGCCGCUCCACCUCCGGCUCCUGUACUCCCGGCUCUCGCCGGUACCCCGAUUGCUGGGCGUUACAUUGUGAGGCUGAAAAACCAAGGCCUCCAACCUAUCCUUGAGGGUGCACUGAAACUUCUCAAGAAGCAGCCUGCCCACAUCUACAAGUUCGGCACAUUCAGUGGGUUUGCAGCUGAUAUUAGCGACGAUGUUGUUGCACUUCUUCAGAGGCUCCCUGGUGUCGAAUACAUUGAGCAGGAUGCUGUGGUCACAGCAGACCUUGGUACGAUUGAUAAAAUGAAAAAGAGAGCAUAUGUCACUCAAUCGACCUCUCCUUGGGGCCUUGGCCGUAUCUCCCACCAGGACAUUGGCGACUCUUCCUACACCUACGACAGCACCGCUGGAGCCAACACCUGUGUGUAUGUCAUCGACACUGGAAUCUACACCGCCCACCCUGAGUUUGAGGGUCGUGCCACCUUCCUCGCAAAUUACGCUGGUGAUGGUUCCAACACCGAUGGUAACGGCCACGGAACUCACUGCGCUGGAACUGUCGGAUCAAAGACCUAUGGCGUAGCGAAGAAGGCUAGAAUCUUCGGUGUCAAGGUCCUUGACGCCCAAGGCGCGGGUAGUAACUCUGGUGUUCUUGCUGGUAUCAACUUUGUCGCCAACGACUCCAAGACCCGCACUGGCUGCACUGCCGGCGUUGUUGGCAGCCUGUCCCUCGGUGGCAGCAAGUCCACCGCUGUUAACUCCGCUGUCGCCAGCGCCGUGGCUGCAGGCGUCUUCAUGGUUGUUGCUGCGGGAAAUGACGCUCGAAAUUCUGCUAAUGUCUCACCCGCCUCUGAGCCUACAGCCUUCACGGUUGCUGCUUCUGACAGCAACGACAAGUUCGCUACAUUCUCGAACUGGGGUUCAUCUGUCGACAUUAUCGCACCGGGCGUCUCAAUCCUAUCAACCUGGAACAACGGUGGCACCAACAGCAUCUCAGGUACAUCAAUGGCAACGCCCCACGUGGCUGGUCUAGCCGCCUACAUCCUUGGCCUCGAGGGCAAGAAAGACCCCGCUGCUCUUGCCAGCCGUCUCCAGACCCUUUCACUCAAGAAUAAGAUCACCAGCAUUCUUGGAAGUGGUACUCCCAACUUCCUUGCCUUCAAUGGUAACCCUAGCGGCUGAAUGGUGGCCAAGCGCAUUGUCAAGCGCGUGCUGAUCAUCGUUAAGCGGGUACUUAAGAGUCUUGUUUAUUCCAGCAUACGAAGGGCAUAGAGAUGCACACCCUCUACGAAGCCUCAUGGU
This is a messenger RNA of Boeremia exigua, 1635 nucleotides long. RefSeq names its product oryzin precursor. Gene Ontology annotation, biological process: proteolysis. The transcript has 3 exons. The record is from RefSeq and is a predicted model, not a curated record. The coding region runs from base 316 to 1515 and encodes 399 amino acids. Gene Ontology annotation, molecular function: serine-type endopeptidase activity. NCBI's taxonomy places the organism in Eukaryota, Fungi, Ascomycota, Dothideomycetes, Pleosporales, Didymellaceae.